UUUUAAUUUAUAGAUAUAUUUUGCUGGUCAUGGGGGACCGGGGUUUCUUAAUUUCCCAGAUUCAGAAUAUUUAUCAGCUGUCAAAUUCAGAGAUAUUUUGAAGAAAAUGAAGAUUAUGGGGAGGUUCCAGAGAAUGCUUAUUUAUAUUGAGGCCUGUAACUCUGGUUCUAUGUUUGAAGGAGAGGAAGAUUUCUUUUACAGGCACGGAAUAUUAGGAAUUACUGCGUCCAAUGCUACUGGGUCUAGUUUUGGAUGCUGCUUUGAUCAGCAGCUUGGCAGCUUCCUAGGAGAUGCUUUUAGUGUCAGUUUGUUUACAAGCAACAGAGUUCUCAACACUGAAACCAGUUCUGUACUGCAGCAAGUGCAGUACGUUAAGGAAUCUGUAAACAAGAGCAGUGUAUCCAUGUAUGGAGCUAAACAUCUGGAAGAAGAUAAACUUUUCAGAUUCCUGGGACGAAAUCAGGGUUUUAUAGAAAAUACGGAGAACAUCCUCAACCCUACGGAUAUUACUGACGUUAGAUUUAUACCUACGCUUUAAUUAGAGAGGGAAAAAAUUAUUGUAAAAAUUGAAAAUAUCCUAGAAGGGAUGAAUUAGAGAUAAGAGAGUUACAGAGAUCGAUGGAAACCUAUGAUAUGCAAUAUUUCCCACAGAUGCAUGUUCUACUGUGUACAAGUACUGUACACGACCAAUCAGCAAACAGCUGUAUUCAGGGUUAUUAAAGGAUCCUUUGGAUACGCAAGACAAAUAGACUGAAUUAACAAAUGUUAUGUUUAAAAUUGGAAUAUUUCUUUAAAAGUUGUAAAACUUAACCCCUGAGUGGGUAUAAUGUUCAACAAGUGGCCGUGAGAUGGCACUCUAAAAACCUAUCGUAAAAAUGUAGCAUGUCGUGCCGGGUCAACAUAGGCCUAGACGUAGCCCAUCCUGUGAAAGGAGAUAAGCAGUCGGUGUAGUCUGUGGGAAGAAUAAGGAGGAAUUACAACGUUGUUCGUUUGCAUCAAGGUACAUUCCAGUUCAUUUCAUGUACCGGGCUGAAUUUCAACUAGCCAGGGCAAGCAGUACAGUACAAAUACAGACUAUA
This is a messenger RNA of Eurytemora carolleeae, 1079 nucleotides long. RefSeq names its product legumain. Bases 107 to 538 code for a protein of 143 amino acids. The transcript has 5 exons. The record is from RefSeq and is a predicted model, not a curated record. Gene Ontology annotation, biological process: vacuolar protein processing. NCBI's taxonomy places the organism in Eukaryota, Metazoa, Arthropoda, Copepoda, Calanoida, Temoridae. Gene Ontology annotation, molecular function: cysteine-type endopeptidase activity.